AUGGUUGAAGCCACACUUCAACUUGAGAACGAACUUCUCCCAGAACAUCAUCAAAACUUCAACAAAAACCCACCACAGGACAUGGACAAGCCCAACCCGGCGGAAGGUCCAGAUGCCUUCAGCCGGGUACUUCCUCUUCCCUUUCGAUUACAAUUCGAAUUCAUCCUCGGCUUCUGGUUCUGGGCUCUCAAUCUCCAUGGCUUCCAUCUCCUGAAUAUCGACAUUUACACGCUGAUACACUAUCCCACGCGACCGACACAGGAUGAGCCGUCGCUGCAUGUUUCUACGUACCGGCUUGCGACUCUAUUGAGUGGACUCUGGGCAGGGUCAAUUGUGUUAUUCUGGUUCUUGACGAUGGGCGAUACCGAUCUGGUGAUUGCGUACGACUGGAUUCCGAACUUGUUGUUCUUCGUCAUCUUGGCCGUUUUCUUCCUCCCUCGACUCCCAUGGGCCCGAAGAGUCUUUGGCACGAACAACGCGCACGGCGUUGCGCGAUUGUUCACCGGUCUGAUCCGAUGCGCCCCAGGAGGAAUCGCGAAACCCAAGGGGGAGAAAUUUGGAGAUGUUCUGCUGGCAGAUGCUCUCACUUCGUAUUCAAAGCCCAUUUCGGAGAUUUUGGUUGUGAUUUGUAUGUCUUUGAAGGGGAUGCAUACGACGAAUAAACCGGAUCGCGCUUGUGGGCAUGAGAUUAUUGUGCCGUUGGCGAUUGCGUGGCCGUUUGUGAUUCGGUUGCGGCAGUGUAUUAUUGAGGGGCAGAGGGCGAACGCGUUGAAGUAUGCGACGGCUUUUCCGGUCAUUAUUUUGAGCUCGAUUAGUGGCAAAGAUCCGACGUGGAAGGUGUUUUGGCGUCUGGCAGCUCUCGUCAACUCGCUCUACUCCUUCUGGUGGGAUGUCAGCAUGGAUUGGGAUUUGACACUCCUCUCGAGACAUCGCCAUAAGUCUCCUUAUGGCCUUCGUCAGUACCGGAUUUUCAGGCAGCCAGUCAUCUACUACUUGCUCGUGGGAUUCGAUCUCGGUCUACGUUUCGCGUGGUCAUGGAAACUGUCGCUUGCGCUGGUGAAAUUGGAUGGCAUAGAAGGCGGCAUCUUCCUGCUCGAGAUUCUGGAACUUACACGACGCUGGGUUUGGGUCUACUUCCGAGUCGAAACAGAGUGGGUCAGGUCUAGUGGACCAUCAGGUAUUGCAUUAUAGAGAAUUAGCUUGGACAGAAACAUGGUAACCGCACUGGACAAAUCAGCAGCGACUGAAAGCGACUAUGUUUAGCAGAGAGGCCUCAAAUUUUGCCAAGAUAUGGUAGUAUGGCCGGCACUAAACAAAAUAUCUCAAAGGAGACUCGUGAGUCACCCAAUCGAUCAAGUUCAUGAAUGCUGGCCAGCUGGGUGCCUAGGAUUGAUCAACCUUACCGCUGCCUGCCAAGAAAUCGCCUACGUUGAUAUGGACUCGAACCCUCUUAGGUAUAAAGUUCUCCGUUUCCCCUCC
Molecule: messenger RNA, 1479 nt
Organism: Cercospora beticola
Lineage: Eukaryota; Fungi; Ascomycota; Dothideomycetes; Mycosphaerellales; Mycosphaerellaceae
Gene: ERD1
Product: Erd1p
Cellular component (GO): cytoplasm; membrane
Source: RefSeq, a predicted model, not a curated record